This is a messenger RNA of Jatropha curcas, 1494 nucleotides long. The record is from RefSeq and is a predicted model, not a curated record. NCBI's taxonomy places the organism in Eukaryota, Viridiplantae, Streptophyta, Magnoliopsida, Malpighiales, Euphorbiaceae.
CUUUGCAAAGUCAUUCAAUGGUUUGUAUUUAUCAAAUAGUACUGCGUGGAUUGUAUUAUUCGUAAUUUGGUAUAUAAAUUCUUGUAACUGGCACAUGGAAACAUGUCAACAAGCUAGUUUGUGUGUGUUUGUGCAAGAGAGGGUGAUUACACAGUUGACUUUCAGUUUGAAGUUGAAUCAUGCAAUUGAAUGGAUGGGCUUAGUAUUUUUUUUUUUUUUUUCUGUCAAACUUCUAUUUAAUGUGAAAGGGGUGUCAAAAUAACAUAAAGAGUCAAUUUUUGAGAAGAAAUUUGCUGCCAACUGCUGUAAUGUUGUCAGAUAUUGUUCCCAGUGAUGGAAGGAAGAAGCAAAUUUUCUUACAAACCCCUUGUGUAAUUUGAAGAUUACACUGCAUAUAUUGGUUGUGCUGAUGUAUCAUAAGAUGAGCAACAUGGCUUGCAAUGGUGUUCUAUCUCUUAAACUGUGUUUCAACCCCUUAACUCAGCAGGCUGUGAUGGCUUGUCGAUUUGUUGUGUUAUGCUUCAGUAUUUUGCUAUGGUAUCCAGUAUUUUUGUCAACUAAAAAUUGCUGUAGAUUUGACAAGGAGCAUCGAUAUUCUUUGUGCCAUUUGGUAAACCAAAUGCUGAAAAAAAAUUCAACUAAUUAUUUGUUACUGAUAUGCUGCCUAACUUUUACAUGUCAAGAAUUCCAGAAUAAAAAAAUGGAUGACUCCUUUUUCACAUUGCUCAAUUAUGUUUAGGUUCAAUGAAUUUGGCGAGGAUGGUGGGCCUGCUGUAAAGGAGUUGAUACCCAAGCUUGCUAUUGUCAAUAAACACCUUUCCUCCAAAUUGGGGGUAGUGAUACCUGAUAUUGAUCCUAGGAAUCUGGUUGCUGGCAUGAUUGUCCUUAAGGGUCUCGGAGGCUUCCUCUUUGUAUUUGGCACACCGUUUGGUGCUUAUCUACUGCUUCUGCACUUGGCCGUUAGCUCUCCACUUCUGUACGACUUCUAUAAUUAUGGUCGGGAUCAGUCUGAAUACUUCAUUCUCUUAAAUGAAUUCUUGCAGAGUGUUGCACUUUUUGGGGCAUUGCUCUUCUUCAUAGGAAUGAAAAACUUGAUUCCAAAGAGACAAAUCAAGAAGAAAGCCCCAAAGGCAAAAGUGGGCUAAUUGUGUCAAAAGAUGCCAUAUAAAAAAAUGGAUGAUUCUUGCAGCUGCAAUUUUACUGGGUGUCAGAUUAGCUGCACAUAUCAUUUUAAUGGAUUCUUUUUGAGCUCUAAAUGCGAUAACCCAAAAUUUGCAGUCUUUCUUUUUUGGGGUUUUUAGAUUUGUUGUCCUUAUUUAAGGGUUAGAUUAUCAUUUCACAGCCUGAAUAGGUUUGGUAGUCAGUAUACGUUUGAUUUUGUCUUCAAUAGAAUUUCUGAUUGGGCAAGAAUUUUAUGAUUUAGAUGCAUUUGUGGAUCUUCUGGUUCGAUUCAUUGCUAUUAUGUAGCGGAUUUAUAAUCCUUUUGGCUGUCAA